AUGGAGCCUCUAUUCACUGGCGUUUCCAACAACGCCCACCACCUCUACACUCUUCUCUCUUGCAUUGGCUUUGCCUCCAAAGCCACCGUUCAAAUCACACCUGACGGCCUUCGAUUCUCUGCCGAAGAGGGCCGCGUCAUACAAGGACUUGCUUUCCUCGACAAAUCGCUUUUCACCAGCUACACGUUCAAUGCCGCACCAAACCCCGUCAAUCAACAACCAGAGGCGCCUGACAAUGAAGAUUCCGACGAAACAAACUAUCCGCACUUUGUCGUUUCCCUGGCCGCUCUCCUCGAAACGCUCAAGAUCUUCGGCAUCAAUGACCUCAGCGAGCCUUCUCGGGGGGGACACCAGUCUUCCGCAGACAAACCCUGCCUCGAACGUAUUCUCCGCGCCGGCACUACUGAUGGACCGUUCUUCAUCGCAAUCGACGAAGCGGGUGUUAAAACAACCUGUGAGCUUGUCACCUACGAGCCCGAGGACGAUGAAUCCGACAUUCCACUCCAGCGAGACGCCAUCAUUAUGAAGAUCAUAAUGCGUUCUGCCUGGCUACACAAUGCUUUUGCAGAACUCGACUCCUCAACACCUACAAUUCUCAAAUUGUCUGCAUCCGCAAAGCAUACUCCGUACUUUGCACUCUCCGGCGCGGGCGGACCCUACAGCGAAUCUACCGUCGAAUUCUCCGUUGACCAGGGCAACGAAGCAACGGGCCAAGACCAAGAUGGCCUGUCAACACAGAGACAUAAGGUACUAGCAGAUGAUGGAUCCUCACGAGCGCGCUCAACAAGAGCAAAGCUUGCCCCGACAGUCACAGAGACAUUUCUCGUGACGCCACCUUCGUCGAUGGGUGAGCGAAUCCAACAGAGCUACCGGUUUUGGUUGAUUCGCAAAGCAGCGAGGGCGAUGUCUGUUGCGAAUAAGGUCAGUAUUCGUGGGGAUCGACAGGGUGUGUUGAGUCUACAGUUUAUGGUUGAGCUGGAUGAAAAUCAGCAAGCGACUGGACGUUCUAUAGGAGCCGGAGUGAGGGCAGCAGGUCCGGUGUGCUUUGUUGAUUUUCGAUUUGUGCCAUUGCUCGAUGAAGAGCUUGAGGAGGCUGAGAUGGAGAUUUUAGCUGAUGAAUAG
This is a messenger RNA of Penicillium malachiteum, 1122 nucleotides long. RefSeq names its product Rad1/Rec1/Rad17 family repair protein. The transcript has 2 exons. Gene Ontology annotation, cellular component: checkpoint clamp complex. Gene Ontology annotation, biological process: DNA repair; DNA damage checkpoint signaling. The coding region runs from base 1 to 1122 and encodes 373 amino acids. NCBI's taxonomy places the organism in Eukaryota, Fungi, Ascomycota, Eurotiomycetes, Eurotiales, Aspergillaceae. The record is from RefSeq and is a predicted model, not a curated record.